Messenger RNA from Bactrocera dorsalis (oriental fruit fly), 16834 nucleotides. RefSeq names its product phosphoenolpyruvate carboxykinase [GTP]. Gene Ontology annotation, biological process: cellular response to dexamethasone stimulus; hepatocyte differentiation; response to starvation. The transcript has 3 exons. Lineage: Eukaryota; Metazoa; Arthropoda; Insecta; Diptera; Tephritidae. Bases 441 to 2375 code for a protein of 644 amino acids. Gene Ontology annotation, molecular function: manganese ion binding; phosphoenolpyruvate carboxykinase (GTP) activity; GTP binding. Gene Ontology annotation, cellular component: cytosol. The record is from RefSeq and is a predicted model, not a curated record.
UGAACGAAGCCAUAAAGUUCAGCAGAGAGUAUUGAUGUUAUGGAUUCAAACCGUUCAGGCAAAAUAAAAAUAGUGCCUAGGCACGAGCAACGCUUUGUCACGUCUGCAUCGUGGUUCUUCAACAGUUGAGCAACUAUAGUAUAGUCCAUUUAGAAUCACACCAUCUGGCAACAAAUCGAGACACAAAACGCUUCUAACUGCACAUCGCUCGGAAAUAACAGAAUAUCUUUAAAGUCAAGACGAAGGUGUGGUGCAUAAACAAAAAACCAAAACUAUUUAUAUGUAUACAACACUUGUAUAAGGCACUGUAAGAGAAAUAAUAAAAUCUUUAAUGCUAUUACAAUAAGAAGAAAUAACAAUUUAAUUUUAUACGAAAUCAACGAUUACUCUUACGAAAAAUACCAAAUCGAUAAAACAAAAUCUUAACAAACAGAAAUAAAAUGCUUAUCAACAACGUGUUCAAAUUAAUGAGUAGCAGCUGGAAGCUAUUAAAUACACCAAAAGUGCUCUACUUAAUUUCGCCAGUUGGCUCAAGACGUGCAUUGUCUGUGCAGUAUGGCAAUUAUGGUCUUCUCACAGCUGAUGCCAAAGCUUACUUGAAUAAAUGUGUUCAUUUAUGUCAACCAGAUCGCAUACAUAUAUGCGAUGGAAGUGAAGAUGAGAGCAAAAUAUUGCAAGAAUUGAUGCUGACGCAGGGGACCAUAACUCCGCUUAAGAAAUACAAUAACUGCUGGCUUGCCCGAACUAAUCCUGCAGACGUUGCUCGCGUUGAAUCCAAAACGUUUAUAUGUACUGAUCGCAAGGAACAAGCUGUACCAAUCACUCCAACUUCUACCGUUGGCGCACUUGGUAACUGGAUUUCGCAAGCUGAUAUGGAGCGGGCUGUUCAAGAGCGGUUUCCUCAGAGUAUGAGAGGCCGAACAAUGUAUGUGAUUCCAUUUUCAAUGGGCCCUGUGGGAUCUCAGCUAUCAAAGAUUGGCAUUGAACUUACCGAUUCCCCUUAUGUUGUAGAAUCAAUGAAGAUUAUGACUCGUGUUGGAAAUCAAGUCCUAGAAAAAUUACAAAGCAAGAGUGAUGAGUUUGUGAAAUGUUUACAUUCAGUGGGUACCCCGAAAGACGGAAUAAUUACUGUACCUUCUUGGCCAUGUGAUCCUGAACGUACAAUCAUUCUUCAUAAGCCUGAUUCCAACGAGAUCUUAUCUUAUGGGUCUGGAUAUGGUGGUAAUUCUUUACUAGGUAAAAAGUGCUUUGCAUUGCGUAUUGGUAGCACUAUUGCGAAACGCGAAGGUUGGUUGGCCGAACAUAUGCUUAUAUUAGGUAUCACAAAUCCGAAGGGCAAAAAGAUAUAUAUCGCAGCUGCGUUUCCAUCAGCUUGUGGCAAAACAAAUCUAGCUAUGAUGACUCCAACACUGCCAGGUUACAAAGUGGAGUGUGUCGGUGAUGAUAUAGCCUGGAUGAAAUUCGAUAGCGAAGGUGUACUGCGAGCAAUAAAUCCCGAAAAUGGCUUUUUUGGGGUUGCCCCAGGUACUUCCAUGUCAACAAAUCCUAUUGCAAUGAAGACCAUUUUUGAUAACACUAUUUUUACAAAUGUGGCAUCUACUUCGGACUGUGGGGUUUACUGGGAGGGAAUGGAAGAGACUAAUAUUAAUAAUGUUAUAGUAACCGAUUGGAUGGGUAAGCUAUGGUCUAAUCAAUCCGAUAAACCAGCAGCGCAUCCAAAUUCUCGUUUUUGUACACCGGCUGUUCAGUGCCCCAUUAUUGAUCCAUCCUGGGAAGAUCCACAAGGUGUACCCAUAAGCGCAAUUCUAUUCGGUGGCCGUCGCCCAAAAGGUGUUCCACUAGUAUACGAGGCCCGUAGCUGGGCACACGGUGUUUUCAUAGGUGCAGCAAUGCGCAGUGAAGCCACAGCAGCCGCCGAGCAUAAAGAAAAAGUAAUAAUGCAUGAUCCAUUUGCAAUGCGUCCUUUCUUUGGUUAUAACUUUGGGGAUUACCUCGAGCACUGGCUGAGUAUGGAAAAAAGAGGAAGAGUGCCGAAAGUUUUUCAUGUUAACUGGUUUCGUAAAAGUACAGAUGGAAAAUUUUUAUGGCCAGGUUUUGGUGAUAACUGCCGUGUUUUGGACUGGAUUUUUAGACGUGUGCAUGAGGAUAAUUGCUUUGUAGACAGUCCUAUUGGUUAUUUGCCUAGCGAAGGUGGGCUGAAUAUAACAGGACUACAACCAACAGUCAACCUAAAUGAACUUUUUGACGUACCUAUUGACUUCUGGCAAACAGAAGUCAAUGAAAUUGAAAAGUACUUUAAAAUGCAAGUAGGUGAGUUUCUGCCAAAAUCAAUAUCCCAGCAAUUGAAUGAAUUAAAGAAGCGCUUAAAUAAUUGAUAAUGCCUGAAUAAAUUAUACGUUUUAUCAAUUUGAAAAAUAUAUAAAUUAACAUACAUGUAUACAUAUGCAUGCACAAAAACAUUUAUUUUAUUUUUAACUGGAGUAAUAGUAAAAUAGUAAGUUAAUUGUUUAUUAACCAACAAGAGAGAAGAGUUAGGAUUAGCUGCAUGCGAACAUUAUUUACUCAUGCAAAAAUAUUUAGACUCGCUUCAGCCCAUUCCACAGUACCCCAAGUCCGAAAUAAUAGUUUUCUGCCUUUUAAGGGCUCCUCCAAACUUAUGACUAACUUUAAACUGAAAAAAAUAUAUAUUAUUUGAAUAGAUUUUCAAGAAACUGUCCAGAUUUUCGUUAUUCUGGUUGACUUUAUGCAAUAUAGUGCCUAAUAUACAUAUCUUAGCAAAAUUAAUUGAACGUACCAUAUACUGUUGGUUGUUGUUAAUGGUAGAGUGCGUUCAUGUUGUGUAGGAACGUUUAUUGGGAAAAAAUGUGGUAAUUAUAAAAAUCAUAUAGUUUUGUGAUAGCUGACGUUUAUUCAAUACUUGAUCCAUUCUCCCGCGUUUUCUGUUAUAGCCAGACAUCUUUGAUGGCAACGUCAACUAAAAUUUCCGUAAAUUCCACAGAAAUCGACCUCCAGUUAUCUAGUCGCCUGAAAUCUUUCUUGAUAUUUGGGCUUUCAUUACUGGCAAAAAAUUUCUCUAUUGGAUUGACGUCUGGUAACUGAUUGCCAAUAUGGUUUUCUUGUUUCCAUUGAGUACAGAGUCCGCUCCUAUGUUUCGGGUCAUUUUGUUCAAUCAAUGUUUCUUUGUUUUUUUUUUGUGGCAUUUCAGCUGAGUUUAGUAAAACUAUUUUAUGCAAUUUAAUUAUUUGUUCAGGUUUUCUGUGAAGAACCUUAAAACUGCAAAUCAAAAAGCAGAGAAGAAUUCAUAAAUACGCUCUUUUUUUGUUUGUUUAACACUCCCUUGAUUAAAUGUUUAUCUAUUACUUACUCAAACACGUCUCUAUAUAUGUAUAUUGUAUACAUAUAUGUAAUCCUCACUUUUUUAAGUCACGUGAUUUCUCCCCUUCUUAUUAUCUAUGUUUCCAGUUCUUCAAUUAUUUGGUCAGACUACUAAAAAUGUACUUAUUCAGUUUAUAAGUUCCCAUAUCGUUCCUUCCCCAGUUCUAAUAAGAUUGAAAUAGAUAUUUUUUUUUGGAAAAUUUUGUAAUUUUGUAAUAUCUGGAUAUAUGUUCAUGUGAUUAGUUCUAACAAAUUUCUAGAGUUUAUAUAAAUCAUCUGAAGCGAAGUUACUGACAUUCCUAAAUAAAUGCUACAGCGGGUUGGUUGGGUGUAACCGAAGAACUUUUUAUACUUUUGCAACGGCAAGGAUCAAAGCUAGCUAAAUAACUUCAAGUGUUAGCAAUACAAUGUAGGGAAAGUGUUUAACUUCAUUGUUCGAAUGAAUCACAAUCAAACCGAAAAGUAUACUAAAAUCAUACUCAAUCGAUUUUAUCUAUUUUUUAUAAUACCACAUACAAUUAACAUGGCUAAUACUUAUAAAAUACUCAUUAAGAUACCGGUUACACCAUCACCAUGCAAAGUCAAGCGGGUGUUCGAAAAUUCUAAUAAUAGUUAAAAGGGGCCAGCUAGUUUUCCUCUGAUUGUAUCCGUUUUAGACACAAAGAUACGCUGUUAUAAGUAAAAUCCGCUAUCUCAUUUUCAUUGAGAUAUCUCACAUAUGUAUGUAUAUGGAAUAUAAAGUCACCCGGAAGUUCGAAAAUCUUCGAAAUAAGAGAUGUUUUGACCUGAUUAAACCAAUUUUUAACAUGCAGACGUACUAUUAUAAGGAAAGGAUUCUCUCCGAAUUUCAAUUAUAUGUAUAUCUCACAUAUUGGGCGGUGCCACGCUUACCGUAGAGUUUUACACCGGUUCCUAUAAAGCCUUCUCGAAUAUAAAAUUUAAUGUCUCUGACGAAUUUGGUUAUUGAUUGGAAUUUUGAAUAGAUUUAAAAUAAAAACCGUUAUAUGAGGUGUGGGUGAGAUUAUCAUCUGAGUUCGCCUAUUUUACAGUAUCUUAAGAAGAAUUAAAGAAAUUUUACCUAUGUAAAUUGGGUCGGCAUAGCUUUAUUGGUUUGGAAUCCAAAUCCCUCCUUACAUCCUUACAAAUAAUGUUUUAAAUUACAAAAUAAUUUUUUAUUAAAAAUUAUACAUCAGAGCUAUUUUAUACUUCUGUUGGUAAAAUAAUGUUAGACUUGUUAACGUUUUGAAUAAUUUUACAUUUGAUAUACACACAUUAUUAGUGGCAACAAUACGCAUGCUCAUUGUCGUCAGCAAAAUUAAAAAUGGUUUAAAUUUAGCUACAGCGACAACUGCAAGUCUACCUCUAAAUAAAUAUUCCCAUAAGAAGGUGUGUAUUUUAAUUUUUGACAGAACCUACGUAACGCUUGUCACCACCAUGUGUUCCAUGCAACAUUCUUCAGAAACAUUGAAGUGGUAAGUAGCAGUUAAUAAAGUUUGUAAAGUAUUAGAAACAUUUCUGCAGGAAGGGGGCUUCCAUAUUCCUAUCUAUUCCAUUUUGGGCUAAGGUUUUCCACUUUUUUUAUUUACAAAAUAUACAUAAGUAUAUACUCACGUAGUUAUGUUAUUAUUCGCAAAAUCAUACAAUAGAAUCCUAAAUUUUCAACAUCCCUUGCUUGUAUUGAUUGUUUAUUUAUGAGAGAGUACAAAGUGUAGAAGUAAUUGGCAUUGUCAAGGAGAGGUUUACCUCCGUUAUACUCGACAUAAGCGUGCAGCUAAUAUACUAAACAUUUAUUAACUUAUAAGAACUUUAUGUAUGCAUACAUAUAAAUAUAUGUAUAAGAGUAAGUCUGGAAAAUUUGAAUCACAAAACAAUAGUGAAUUUCAGUUUAUUUGAUUACGGAGUUAUUAUUUUGUAUUAUUCAAGGUGCAAAGCUAGGUUACACUAGCUGCGUCGAAAGAUAAUGUUACAUUCCCGUUUCAUUAACAUUCUCUGAAUGUGAAGAAGUAUCUUCUCUAAAUUAACUGAUGUUGCCUAAUGGGUUGCUUAGAUGAAUAAAAACAGAAGGAGCUAACACUCACAGGUCUAUUUUAUGAAUGAUCAAUAUUAUAACUUAAAGCGGGAUUCUGUAACCAGUCUCUAGUCUCUAUUUGAGUCAUUUUUUGGUAAAAUCUCAAUUUGUGACUAGUUACUAUUCACUAAACAGUCUCUAGCGUUAGUCUCAAAAUAUUGCCUCAAAUUUGGGACCUGGUAGUUAGCAGGUCACAAAACUAAAAUAACUCUUGUCUGCCAUUUUGAAUAUACUGAAUAGAGAUCAUCAUAGAUAUUAAUCGAUUGUCGUUUCUUUAUAUUUUGUAAGCAACUCAAACACGAAAAGGUUAAAAAUAAAUAAAUCUACUAUAUAAAUAAAAAUGAAUCGCCAAAAUGUAUGUCCGCUCAUAACUUUCAUACGACUGAACCAAAUUUGAUAAUUCUUUUUUUAAAAUGUUCGUUGAGGUUCAGGGAUGGUUUCUGCGGAGAAAAAAAUUCGAAUAAUUGCCGGAAAACCCCUAAAAACAGCCUUUUUAUUUUUCACUUACAAAAGAAUGAAUGUUUGUUUUUUAGUAACGCUAAGAGAACGGAUGAACCAAUAUUAAUGAAAUUUUCAAGAGAAUGUUCUGUGUGAAUCGGGGAAGGUUUAGAAAUAAAAAACCUGUAUGUCUUUCAUGAGGUAAAGUCCGAAAAUUGAAAAAUUCCAAAAAGUUAAUUUUUUCCAUACAAAUUUUUUCAUUCAAUUUUUUGUUUUGUUUUUCAAUUAUUUAGAUCUUUCAAAUUUGGCGUUUGCUUCAAAAAUUUUUGAAAAUUAUUCAGUGAAAAUGUUAUGUGUGUUGCAAACAAAGUGAUCAAUUACAGAUUGAAAUUUGUUACGAUGUCAUGAAGAGGUCGCGCUAAUAUCGGUCGGCGUUCUUUCUGGCAUCAACAUACAUUAGCAGCCCAAGGCUCAUGUACGAGUACUCCCAGAAUGCGAUGCAUACAUACGUGCGGUAUUAUGGAUCGCUGUCAAUCAGCAAGCGAUCGUCACGAUGUCAGAGCAAGACUUUUCAAGCAACAGCUUCGAUGGACUUUAUCUUGAGUAGCAAAGGAGAGGUUUGCCGCACGCACACAUUAUUCUUUGGAUGGUGGUUACACCAGAUCAGAUUGAUGAAAUUACGAGUAUUUAAUUAUGCGGAAAUUCCUGAUGCAAAGAAAGAAGAUCCAGUAUUAUACAAGUGAUGAAAACCAAUAAUAGCGGCCAUACACAGGCACACAUGUGCGUUCGAUCGGUAUGUGUAAACAUGCGGUUUACUCGUGUAUGGGCUUGUUCGCGUACCGAUCCAUGUUCGCGAAAAUGUUUUAUUUUUUACGAUCGGUGCGCGAACAUUUUUAUCGUGUAUGUCGUUGUGAGCGCACAAAAUCUCAUUUCUCUCGUGUCGCCGAGCAGUGAAGAUCGCGGACAAUUGCAAGUGUUAAGGGGAGAGCCUGCUUUAAAGGCUUCAAAAAAUCGAUUUUUUUGAGGAUUUUUCUGGGAGGGAAAGAAAUAAUUGAUUCAAGCGAAAUUUCUAGGCUUUAUAGUCAUAUAUUUGAACAUCUUUCACAAAUUUUUUGACUACGAAAUCUUUGAUAUUCUGCCUUUAGGAAGCAAUUACCCGAUGCAUCUCGCAUAUGCAUUUAUCAGGAACAAAAAAUUCAAAGAGAUUCAUGUUUUUUAAUAACUUAUCUUCUAGUUAAACUAAGAAAAUUCCAAAAAAAUUUACUUUAUUUUGUUUAAAAAUAUGUUCAAACUUGACUUUUCCUAGUUUUUUUUUAGUUUAAAUAGAAAAUAAUUUUAUGCCAAAGAUAAUAAACUUUGCCCAAUUCCAACUUUGCCCGCCAAUUAAAAUAAUCGUAAAAAUAAAAAACCGAGAAAUCGCGCUUUUAUACUUGUAUGUAUCUGUCUGAUGCUCGGACACUACAUAUUUCCCUUCAAGCUUCGACAAUAUUUCAAGUUCCAAUCUAUAACUUUGUUUGUUGUUAGAUAAUUUUUAAAGAGAUUUAAGCGAUUGUUUGAAGCUUCUAAAGCAGGCUCUCCCCUUAAUAAAGAUUUCGUAUCUGAAUUUAUUGAUCUUAUAAAAAAUUAAUUGGCAAUUUGGCAAACGAAAAGUGAUAGAUGUAAAAAUAAAAUUGAGAAAAAUAAAAGUUGGAAUAACUUAUUAACGAAAUACAAAGAAAUAGAUAAAAGUGCUACAUUAGAAAUAAAUUCGAAGAAAUGUUCCGCUUGCCUGUCGCACAUGCUAACUAUGUGAAGAACGAACGCAAAAUGGAUUUCUGUGUCGUGUAUGGGCAAACGAAUUCACACAGAUCGAACGCACAUGUGUGCCCGUCUAUGUCCUCUUUAAGGUUCAUGGAAAUUGCGGACACCACAAUCCCACUUCGAUUUGUGUGUAAAUGCACGAAACAGUAUCCACGUGCUUUUCUUUUGGAAAUGAUGGAUAUCCACUGUAUCGGCGUCGCUCACCAGACAACAAUGGCGGAACAUUUAGCAUUCAAUUUAGAGGCGUGAAUAUCGAAGUUGACAACACAUGGAUCGUACUAUAUUCACCAUCAUUGUCUAAUUCACAUUCAAAACUCAUAUCAAUGUUGAGUAUUGCAGUUUGGUGUAAUCGAUAAAAUACGUUUGUAUGUACAUCACCAAAGGAAGCAACAUGGCGGUUAUUAGUCUUAAACGAUACGGUCGAUACGUGAACUGCACUAAAGCGCUUUGUAUUUACUUUUGCAAUUCAUGAACGUUUUCCGACUGUUGUGCAUCUAGCAGUUAAUUUGGAGAGUGGCCAAAUAGUGUAUUUUAACCCAAAGAAUACAAUACAGCUGGUGGAAACACCGCCAGCAACAAAAUUAACAUUGACGAGUUUUUGCUCAACUUUCGUCAGGGAUCCGUUCGCGAGAACAUUGCUCUAUUCGGAAAUACCUUGAUAUUAUACAUGGAAUGCAUCGUCGGAGAAAUAGUUACACAGAAAGCAAGGCCAACCGGUAGAUGAACAUCCAGGCGUGUUAUCAACUAAUACAUUAGGACGAAUUUACACAAUCCACCCGAAAAAUGACGAUUGUUUCUAGCUUCGGUUGCUAUUGAUUAAUGUACGUGAUUCCACUUCAUUUGAGUCAUUGCGUACUCUGAAUGAUAUGGUGUAUGCAACUUUUUGAAAAGCAAGCCAGCAAUUACAAUUGCUGGAAAAUGAUAAUCACUGGAAUGCAAAUGAAGUUCGCACACUUUUCGUGAUAAUCAUUUCGACAUAUCAGCUUCAAAUCCGCGUCUAUUAUGGGAUGCGAACAAAAAUGGCAGUGCCGAAGACAUUUUACAUCGUCUUCACUAAAAAUUGGAAAGGAAUCAAUUUCGGUUGAUACUUCCGAUGGUUUGAUAUCAAUUCCAUCUGCCGUUUAUCGAUUCACGAAAGAUGAACUCAUGACGAAUGUGUAUCCGAAUAUUGGCCAAAUUAUCGUAACUGCGAUUCCUUAAGUGUACGCGCAAUGUUAGCUGCCAAAAAUACCGAUGUUGUUGACUUAAUCUGGAAAAUUCAAAAGACGACGCCGUGAAUUAUCCAGUGGAAUUUCUAAAUUCUUUGGAGAGGAUUGGUAUGCUACUGCAUCAUUUGCGUCUCAAAGUUGGAUCUGUCGUUAUUAUGUUUCGCAAUCUGCAAGCGCCAAAACUGUGUAAUGGAACCCGACUGAUUGUGACGCACCUAUCGAAUACAAGGUGGCAGAAUGCUUGAUUCUACGAAUUCCUUUGAGUUCUAUCUAAUUGCCAUUUCGGUUUAAACGGAUUCCGUUUCCAGUAAAAAUUGCAUUUGAGAUGACGAUCAACAGGACACACGGAUAGUCGCUAGAAAUGUAUAGCAUAAAUUUGGAACUGCUAUGUUUUUUGCACGGCCAAAAAUAUGUGGCGUGCUCACGAGUUGGAAAACUAUCUUCUCUGUACAUUUACGCACCGGAACAGAAACCAAAAAAUAUUGUUUAUCAAGCUGCGUUAUAUUGAAAAAAAAAGAAAUGAUAAAUUUAACUUUCUCUUCAUUUCAAAACACAUAUGUAAUUUCACGCAGGACAACGGCUGCGGAGUCAGCUAGUUUUACAUAAAUUUCGUGAAUAUUAUGAAACAAAGUCAAAAUAUAUUUUAAUUUUUAUUGAUAAUUAUUUUUUUGACUAUGUUAUAGAAAAUUUAAUAUUUUUAUCGACAAUAUUUAUUAUCAUUCAAGUGUAAAAAAAAUCUCUGAAUAAUGAAUAGAUUUUGUGACUGUCACUUACAGAAUAGCAAAAUUGUCUCAAGUGUCAAAAUUUGUUUCUAACUUAAAAUCUCAAAUUUAAAGAUUUGAGACUGUAUCACAGUACAGAAUCGCAAAGUUAGUUUGGCUAUGGUUUCGAAAAGCGUUAAUAUUUAUACUAUAUUAAUGCACAGCUUUCUUAUCUCUGGAGUCGUACAUACAUAUAUUGAAGUUUAGUUAUCUACACUAGCAAGGAUAGAACCCAAUUCGAUCAUAAUGUUCAUUCGUAUGUAUCUCUUAGAAAAAAACGGAACACUCACGAUGAUAUAAUGCUAUAAAAACUUAUUUAGAUUGUUCCUAAGUUUCCCUGCUAUAUGAAAAUAAAUAAGAAUACAACUCAGAAUAGGGUCUUGAACACUGUAUCGCUGUUGAUUUAUAUCUCCAAAUAUACAAUAUCCUUUAUAUGUACAUAUCUAUUCCAUAUAUACAUUUAUUCCUAAUACAUUUUCAUAUAUUAUUGGAAUACAUUUUCACAAGAAAUAUCUUGUGCUGGGACAGAAAUAUAUAGUAUACAGAUAGAAUGUGGCAUUUGUGCAUUUGUUUAUUAAUUUACUUUUUAUUUAAUUCGUUGUUGUUCUAUUUUUAAAUCGGUCAAUUAAAAACUUAGUAACUAUUAUCAUCAAACUUGUGAUAUGUUAGGAGAUCUGCAGAACUUUGUCAAUCCACUUGUUUAUACAUAUUCAGAAAUAAAUGCAAGCUUGAUAUAUGUAUUAUGACAAAAAAGCACCCGGAAAUUGUAAUUAAAUUUCCCGGGUAAAGAAUAUUUUGCUAAGUCAAAUUUGUCUCAAAUCUUGUAUUUCUAACCAAAAAUUCGUGUGAGGAAUCGUUAUGAUUGUUGGAAAAGAUUCAAUAGGUGAUUCAGUUUUAUCAAAAACACAAGCCUAUGAGUGGUAGAAAGCCUUCAAAGACGAUGUAGAGAUCGUUGAAGAUAUGCCUCGUCGUGGACAAUGGACGUCAAUGUAACGCAGCUUGAUAAACAACAUUUUUGGUUUUGGUUCCGAUGCGUAAAUUGUUAGAGAAGAUGGUUUUCCAACUCGUGAACACGCUACGUAUAGAUGGCCGUGUGAAAACAUAGCAUUUCCAGAUUUAUGCCACUCACUUCUAACGACUUUCCUUGUAUUCUGUUGAUUGUCAUCACAAAUGCAAUUUUCACUGUAAACUGAAAACGUUUGAACUGAAAUGGCAAAUCGUUGAAACUCAAAGGAAUUCGCAGAAUCAAGCUUGUAUUCGAUAGUUGCGUCACAAUCAGUCGUAGAAUCAAGCUUGUAUUAGAUAGUUGCGUCACAAUCAGUCGGAUUCCAUUGCACAGUUUCGACGCAUUAAGAUUGCGAAACAUAAUAAUGACAGAUCCAAAUUUCAGACGCAAAUAAUGCGGCAGUAUACCAAGCCUCUAAAGAAUUUGGAAAUUCUAAUUUAUUAUUUAGUUUAAGUCAUUAACAUCGGUAUUUUUGGCAGCUGAAAUAAUUUUAACGAUUAUUUGGUCAAUGUUAGCAUAAACAUUCGUGAUGAGUUCAUCUUUUGUUCAAGUGAUUUGACAAAAGGCAGGUGAAAUUGAUAUCAAACCACUAGAAGUAUCAACCGGAAUUCCAUUCCAAUUCAUAGCGAAUACGAUGUAAAAUGUCUUCGACAAUGUCAUUUUUGUUCGUUUCCCAUAAUUGACACGGAUUUGAAGGCUGAUAUGUCGAAAUUAUCAAAACGAAAAGUGUGCGAACUUCAGUGGCAUGCGAAGUAGCUUUCGUAUCGUCCAUCGCUUCAAACCUACUUAGAACUUCAACGAACUUUUAAAAAUAAGAAUUGCCCAAUUUGUUCAGGGGUUGUUUAGUUAUGCGCUUACCAACACAUUUUGCGUUUCAUUUUUAUGUUAUAGAUAUAAAAUCUAAAGUUAAAAAAUAUCAAUUUUCAUCUAAAUAUAUACCUCGUUAUUUUUCAAUGGUAUUGCCUAUGGAGAGGAGCUGUUGGUGGGGGACCGCAGUGAUCCCUCUCCGCAAAAAGAGCAACCCCGCCGACGGUAACAAAAACACGUUAGAUAAGGGGUUGUAGAAACUUCACUUGUUCUACAGAAUGUGGGGAAAUAACCCCUUGAGCAGUCUGAGAGUCCGAAACCGGAGGAUCAAGGUACUUCAAAUAAUCCAAACAUAUGUAAAUUCGCCUUUGUCGAGCUUCUUCUCAAAUUAUAGAAGGGCGACUAUGUCAUGUUUUUAGUCCAGGAACCGUGAACUGCAUCGGAUAACGUGGUUACUAGUCACCAAACUUUGCAACAUACAUCCCGAAGUAUGAAUAACAAGAUAAAAACGGUGAUAUUGAUCAAAAAUUUAUAUUGCCAUACAGACUUUAGUAUUUCUACAAAUGUGGCAGUAAAAAGUGUCAAGGAUGACCCUAUGCCCCUUGCAUCCUUCUAUAUGCAAUAAGUUUGCGUGGCACAAACGGCAGAGCACCAGGAUAUCUAUAACCUUAAACUUCCUGCUGUUAACUUUAGAGAAAAUCUUGAACGUGCACAUCAGUGCCGCAGUACCUCCUGGAAGCUUGUCCACAACGUAACCUGCAUACAAAAAAGGCAUAUAAGUAGAGACUGCAUUCCAAACUUUUGUAUUUAAUAACGAAUAUGGAAUCAGUUAUUUGAGUGUUCUUGGACAUUUCUGGAGCAUUCAACAACGGUUUAACAGAAUCUACAAGGUGUUUUCAAAAGUUAAUAGGAUUAAAAAAAAAACAAAACAAGUGGGUUUUUCGGCAAAAUAAAUUUAUUUUAUCAAAAUAGUCUUCUUCUGCUUCAAUGCAGCUUUUUGCAUGGUCAAAAAGCAUGUCGAACGAGUGUUUUAGCUCGUUGGCCGGUAUGGCCGCCAGUAUGCCGGUGCAAGCCUUUUGAAUGGCCUUUACGUCUGCAUAACGCUUUCCUUUCCGAAAAGGAAGAAGUCGCACGGUGCCAUAUCAGGUGAAUAUGGUGAGUGGUUAAUGGUUAAAAUGUGAUUUUUGGUCCAAUAAUCGGUCACAAGCGUCGAUCGAAGAGACGGCACAUUAUCAUGCAACAAACGCCAACUUUCAUCUUCACGAUAUUCGGGCCGAAUAGGUCGAAUACGGCGCACCAAACGUUUCAAAACUCCAAGAUAGAAUACCCCAUUAACGUUUUGGCCGGGUGGAACAAAUUCUUUGUUGACAAUACUCUUGGAAUCAUAAAAUAAAUCAGCAUUGUUUUCACUUGUGUCUUCUCCAUGCGCGAUUUUUUGGGUUUCGUCUCGUCCGGUGCCUUCCUUUCAGCACUCUGGCGUUUCGUUUCGGGAUCAUAUUGGAAACACCACGUUUCGUCACCAGUCACAAUAUUGUAAAGGAAUUUUUUGUCUUUUUUGACCUCUUUAAUGAUGCCCUUCGAAUGUUGGAUUCUGAGCAAUUUUUGGUCGUCAGUCAAUUUGUGUGGAACAAACCAUGUACCCACCAAAUGUUCGGUCAAAAUGCGAUAAAUCGAUGUUUUGGAGAUGUUCAAUUCCAUUUCCAUGAAUUUCAAUUGUGAUUUCGGCUGAUUUUUGAUGAAUUCACGCACAGUUUCGAUGGAAUUUCCGAUGAUCACAUUUCGAAUGGCUGGGUGAACGAGUAGGGACGAUAGCCAGACGUUUUGUGAGCCUUCAAAAAAAAAAAUUAAGCAAAUCGGUUGAGUAGUUCGACCGGAAUCAUGUCCGCCAGUUUAAAAAAGUGUGUGUUUGAGAAAAACGAGAUUUCACGUGCAAGGUCUGCACUCCGAACGUCGAGCGCUAAUAUUAUUUUUGGGCCUUUUUCGAAACCUUCCAAAGGUAAAAUGGGUUUCUACUUUAAAUCUAAGGGUACAAGGGAACAGAAAAUGCAAAAGAAAAAUAUUUUUAAAAAGAUUACCCUACUUACUCCUUAAAAAAUAGCAUUGUUUACAUAUGAAUAUUUAAAUUUAAAGUUUCCUUUCUUUUUCCCUCUUUAUUAUUAAAUAAUAUUUUCACUGUUAGAAUAGUUUAUUACAAUAAUAUUUAAUGUAUACUUUAGCCAGAGCAGCGCGUUGCCGGAUCUACUAUUUGCACACACACCACCAUAUAUAAUAUACUUAAGUGCACACAUUUCCAAAACACUGAGUUAUAAGAACGGGGGCUCGUUUGUUUACUAUAAACACAGAAGUACAUAUGUAUGUAUUUUGACUUUCAAAUCACCUGAUAAAAUAUAUCGAUAUACAUGCAUACAUAAAUACAAAAACGUGUAUAUUUAAUAUAACAUAUAUAUGUAUGUAUGUACAUAUAUACAAUUACAGUAAAACCUCUAUAUAACGAAAAACUCGCUAUAUCAGAGAAAAUACGGAAAUGUGUUUAGUUUAUAUUGUUGUUCCCAUUAUUUAAAAACUAACGCUAUACAGUAUAUAACAAACACUAGUGGAGCUUAACUUUAUAUACAUGCUUGUACAUACAUACAUAUACAUAUAUAUGGCUACAGUAAAUGGUUACGAAUAUUUAAAAGAAAACGCAAGAGAGAUUGUAUAGUACAUUAUUAACGAUAUUUGUUGAUAAAAAUUAUGACGUUUUGUGAAAUAAAUAAUAGAAAUACAUAUUCGAUUAUUAGUCGUUGUACUACGUCUUCUCUUAAUACAAUGAAAACUUUAUAACGCAAAAACUAUCCAGUCGCCUUAAAUUCAUUUUAAUGAUUUUCCACAGUCUCUCUGCAUUCAUAACAUAAAUUAAUAAAUUUACACUUAUAGUACAUACAUAUAUGUAUGUAUGUAUAAGUGUCAGACUUAAAUCAAAGUUCGAAGUCUAGUUUUCUAUGGUCUAUAAAUAUUUACAGGGCGCAUGCAUAUUAAUAAAAAUUGGAAUUCGUCUAAACGUAUUCAAAAGUUAAACCAUAUUUUAUACGAGAGAAAAAAUACAAACAAAUCAUAAAUAUUAUCAAAAUAAGUAUUUAUUGUAAUAUUGAAUUCACAUGAGGUGUGUCUUAAAUUUUUUUAUUUUUUUUCUUAUUAUCAUUGCUUGUAUCGUUAAAAACUAAUAGAGAUAGAUAUAGAGUUCUAUACAUACAUAUGUACAUAUCUACAUACAAACAUAUGUAAAUAUACAUACAUAUAUAAACGAUCAGGGCGACGAAACGAGUUGAAAUCCGCGUGACUGUGUGUCUGUAGGGGAAACCUGGAGCAAAAGAUAGAUAUCUUUGUUCAUUGUCAAAACGUCAUUGUACGUAUAAUACAUACAUACAUACAUAUGUAUAUCCAUAAUACUUUACCCGCGGCUUUGCUCGAAUUGAGUCGAGUCGAAAUAAAUAUCUAAGAUCGUUUAUAAAAACAUAAUACUAGAGUCAGUACAAGGAAGUUUUAAAUUUAUUUAUUUUUUGGCUUAAUGUACCAUCAUUUAGUGAAAUGUGUCUUUUCUUCGUUCCUUAGUUCUUUGCAUUGGCUAUUUUCUUCAGUUUUUUCUUGUAUAGUUUCACCUUCAUUUUACAUGCAAAAUAGUUAAAAUGCACUUUGCCUCCUUUAUUUUAGUUUUCUUCCUUUUAUUUUCUGCUGUCAACUGAAAUUAAAUAUACAUACUUACUUAUGUACGUACUGUAUUUAAUAAAUUUUACGCCGUCAUUCUAAAAGUAAUUGACAGCAUCGUGGCAUAGUAACUAGUGAUUAGAACCCACAUACAUACAUACAUAUGUACAUACGUAUGUAUGUAUGUAUGUAUGUCCACGAAUCCAACAGAAUGCGAUUUACGAAAUUUCUGUUGCUAUCCACAACAAUCGCGUUAAAGUUAAGCAAAUGCAAACAAAGACAACAAAUAUACAUAUGUAUGUGUGUAAAUCAACCCAAACACAGAUCAAACUAAUACAUUUACAUACUCAAAUAAUUUUUUUAAUAUGUAUGAAUUUAUAAAUACACAUACUAUAUGUACAUUCGUUCUUUUAGAGACGAAAUUCGAACAAAGCCACCUCAUUAUUUAGAACUAAAACCAGAAAUGCAACAUUUUCAAAGACGAGCCUCCUAAAUUUCAGCCAAUAACAUCCAUACAUAUGUAUGUAGCAUAGCACCAAUUAGUACUCGUCUUGUAUACAUACAUAUACAUACUCACAUGCAUAAGUAUACUAUAAUCCUUAACUAUUUUUAUAUUGCACGAGCAUUCGGUCUACACCGGUUCAAAAAUGCUACACUCAACUCACACAUGCAUACAAACUAUGUAUGCAUGUGCUAUAUGCAGGUACGCUUAGCAUGCGUUCGCAUAUAAAGGCCUUUGUUGCCCAAACUCGGUUAGUAGGCGAGAGGGCGUAGAGAGAAGAAGAAAGGGUGUUCUUGUUCGUAACAAUUUGUUUAGUUUGGCAUUCCUUUUCAUUUCAUAGAGUUUACAUGACUCUAGUUGCGGCUGCAAAUCGUAAAUUUAAUGAUAAUGAGCAACAAAAAUUUUCGGGUGUGAAGCCUGUUUAACAUGCUUUGUUCGCCAUGGAGAAUGAUCGAGCAACGAGAUAACGAGGUGUUUUCUUAGUGCUGUUUUUUUUCAUUGUAUUGGGACGACAUCAGCAACAAAAAAAAAAAUACACCCAGAAGAGGCCUGUUUAUAGAGCAUUUGUUGGAAUGGCUCUCGGUUCGGGUGGGCUCGUUGUACAUAACAUAGAUAACGAGUUCAGUUGGCCUACUCAUGCUUGUUGUCGGCUAUAAAAGCGAGCUGUUUGUUGCUUGAAGACAUUAGUUACUCGAGUUCAGAGUAAAUGGAAAGAUCAAGUGAACAAAAAGUCAGUGGUCUGAGAAGAAAAUUGAGUUUUGAUAAAAAACUGUGGAGAAACAUAUGAAAGUAAAAGUGAACGAAUUCUAAACAUUGUGAUAAAAAUUGUGAUUUUUCUGUUAAUUAUAUUCAACGUUACAUACUUCAAAACAAAACGAUGCCUGAGAUUAUUGAACAAUCCAAACAAGUGUAAGUGUUUUCCUACUAAUUUUUUAUGUACAAUAUGUACGUGUGUCAUAUUACGUACUCAUACCCAAAUGACCUUUUGGAAACUGCCCAGUACCUCAACAAAACAAGAACCAGCAAAGCAACUUUGGCUUAUAUAGUCAUAUACGUGGUACCAACGUUUCUUAUGGCAAUGUAUCCAAUUUAACACCCGCUGUCAAAAUCUUUGUUGAGGAAUCAGUAGCUCUUUGCCAACCCGAUCAAGUACAUAUUUGUGAUGGAUCCGAUAUUGAAAACAAA